CUCCUGCCUGCCUGUUGCCUCCCCGACGCCGCUAUGGAUGCCACGCACCCCCUUAGGCCCUCUCGACUCCCUCCCGUGCUCAUCCCCUUCCCUGCUGCUCUCCCUCUCGCUCCGCACCUCCGACCCGAACGCAUCCAUCGCCGCCGCACACUGCCACCGCACUCACCGCCCGUCCCUCGAGCAUCCGCCGUGUCCAAAGGAUCCGCCUCGAUGUCGUCGACUUCCUCGCCAAGCCAAGCAUCGCCGGACGCCCCGCAUCACCGUCCCUUCCAUCGUCUUCAAGCUUCAGCACCAGCGCUCGAUUUCGUCGAUCCGCAGCAACCCGGCCGUCCCCGACCUCGCUCUCGCGCUCAUUGGACUCGCUGUGGUUGUUCCCCUUGGUAGACGAUGUUUCUGGCAACGUGAUCGAUGACACCGAUGAAGAGCUAUACUAUCUUCAGAAGUGCCAGGCAAGCAAAAUCCCCUUGUUCAUUCCGAUAC
Aegilops tauschii subsp. strangulata is the source of this 480-nucleotide messenger RNA. Lineage: Eukaryota; Viridiplantae; Streptophyta; Magnoliopsida; Poales; Poaceae. The record is from RefSeq and is a predicted model, not a curated record.